AUGUGUACGUCCUCUGUUUACACCGCAACGCGUGCUCUUACGACAGUACGAGGCAUCGCCUCGUAUAUUCCAUGGGAGUUCGGUGAAUCCACUUGCUCGGCCCUUAGUUCGACAACGGAGCGACAGCGGAGCAGCUCGCUCGACCACCUCGCGUGAACCUGCCGUCGCUUUUUCCGCACGGAACAUCGGUGCCGGUACCGAAGAGGGAACAGUCGCGAACACGGGUGCACCCGUAGUCAGUGAUUCUAACGAUAUCUCGCGAUAUGGCCACCGGCUGCUACAUUCAGACGCUAACUCGUAAGGCGGAAGCGGAGUAACGUCUCGACGUUCGAACACCGGAAUCGCGCGAAUUCUGUGAGAUCGGGGCGGCAUUCGCGCGAGUUUUAAUCCGUGAGCGGAACGUCGCGGACUUCGAGAGCAUGACGCGUCGUUUUUGACGAGCCGGUGCGAUCUGAUAGGAGCACGACGGCCGGAAUGAUUGAUCCGAGUUGGACGACACUUCGCGAGUGACUCGUCGUUGAAUGGCUACGCAAGUGUUUCGAGUCGGUGACCAAGCGCAGGUGGUGUGACGUAUCAGUGCGAGAUUCGCUUACGUUCGACGGUGCGACGUCGCUCGGUGACAGGUUGUAAUUCAUUAAUGUGACAAUGAUUCUGACCGGUGCUGCGCUCGACAAGAGGAUCGUCAUGAUCGUGUUGGCGGUGUCGUUGCUACUUCUUCGGGCUCAUCGGGCGGCGGGCUCCGACAAUUUGGCCUUGUUGUCAGGCACUCUGAAGACCUAUCAGCGCGCGGCCUGCGACGAGGAAACGAUGACAUUGAAAUGCCCACCCGGCACGACCAUCUCUAUCGAACACGCUCAAUAUGGAAGAGCGGGAAUGUACGGCAUCAGCAAAUGCAACUCGCCCGUUCCUCCGAUGAUCGCGGGGGACAUAUCGACGAAUCAUACAUGCAUCUGGCCGCAAUCACUGCAGCACUCACUGUUGCAGACGGUGGUCGAGGUCUGCCAGAAGAAGCGGCAGUGCAAGUUCAACACCAGCCCGAAUACCUUCCAGGGUGAUCCUUGCCCCGGGCUACGGAAAUACAUCGAAGUUGCCUACAAAUGCCGUCCUUAUGAGUUCAGGAGUAAGGUGGCCUGCGAGAACGAAGUUAUCAAUCUCGUUUGUUUCCCCGGGCAGAGGGUGGCGAUUUUCAGCGCGUCCUUUGGCAGAACGGAAUACGAGUCCUUGCAGUGUCCGCAGCCGCGUGGCGUGAAGGAAGAGACUUGCAUGGUAACGUUCGCAACGGAAACCGUAAUGCAAUUAUGCCACGGCAAACGACGAUGCUCGGUGGUGGCUAACAGCACAACGUUUGGCGACCCCUGCAAACCGGACAGCAAGACCUACCUCAAAGUCGUGUACACCUGCGUCCCGAGGAUGGUGUUGCGCGAGCAAUACGAGGACGAGGUCGAGCCGGACGAGAUAGAACAGGUGCACGAGUUUGACGAAGGUUUCGACAGGACGGACUUCAGGGCGGAAUUCAGUCCAAGUCCAAACCUCGAAGGACCGCAGCCGCAGCCCCGGGAUAAUGUCUCCAGAAAUUUUCCGACCGUCAGCUCGUCCCCGCCCCGCGCGCACACCGACAACGACGAGAACCAGGAGAAAUUCUACCUCUACAUCAUUCUAUCGGUCAGCGGCGGUAUCCUGGUCUUUCUGGCGUUGGUGAUCGGCCGCCUGUUAGUCAGCCGAUGGCGCGCCAAAAGAGAUGCGAAGAUGCACGCGAAUAACGAGGCUCUCCCGAAUGGCUUCACCGACGAUAUUUCCGAGAUCGAUGCCGACAUCGAUCUUACGACAGCGGUACCGGUGCCAAUGCAGGGCGCAAGGUUACCGGAGACUCAGUUGGCCGAGAGGCUCCACGGCGAGCGUUACUACGUCGACACGAGGAUACCUCUGUCCCCGACUACGAUCCACGCCACCCCGGUGCACCACCCGACCAGCACGGGGGUGCGCGACCUCGGUAACCAAUUGGUCGCCACUGACAAUCUUCACACGAUCCUCCGCAAAGAGAACCCCCGAAGCCUCAACAGCAAAAGUUACUACUACGGCUGACAGGAGGAAGGGGUUGUCCCGCGCGAGGGACGACCCCCGUCCUUGAGCCCGGUACCGGAAGUGAGCACACGGAGGUAUUGCUUCUAAUCGGCGAGACGGGACGCGCGUACGUAAAAAAGGAAGACACGGGCAGAGACCGAGGCACGUAUUCGCCGCACCAAGCCGCUGUAAAUUACAUUGAAUCACUCGGACGAGACGUUGUCGAUACGCCGAAUGGUGUGUCGUAACGGUAACAACGCGAUCUCACGGAUUUGCCGGACUACCGAUGGCGGACCCGGAGGAUGGGAUCUCGUCUGCUGACGCUUGUCGAAAGAACCGACCGGACUCGUGAACUCGUGUGCACUUCAGCAAGUGUUGUUGUCCAUUUCGCGGAGAUUCGCGGCGAUCCCUGGAUCCUCGGGAUUACGGAAUCCUUCGUUGUCAGCGGAAACGACGACGUGUGGAGAAGACGAAGAGGAAGGAAGAAGUGGGCGAUUUGUGUUGGGUCACGACGGACGGGUCCGCCUCUCGCUCGUGUGCUCUCGCGACGAGAGUUCACAGAGAGGAUCGAGCUGUGAAUGUGUAUAACGAAGCUCAAGCACCGAGUGCUUUGUUUGAGCGAGACUGGAAAUAGCUUUAGGGACAAGCGUUUACGUUAAACUAUGCGUUCGAGCGUCUAUAGCGAUUUAAUGGAAAGGACAAACCGCAUUAUGCGAUCCGGCGCGCGACAGGAUCCUCCGGAUAUCUCCGGGAAGAGAGGGAAAGAGAGAAAGGUGUCUCCCAGAGAUGAGAAUCGAUAGCGCCGAGGAGGAGGGAAGGAGAGUAGCCGGUGUACUGCGUAUGACGUUUACUUUCUCGGGCUGUCGGCGAGUUAAAUCAACGGACUAGAGUUCUGUUUGGCUCACAUAGAUGAUUAACUACGUAUUUCCCGAGGAAACUGCGUUAUCGAUCCCAUAAUGCCCGUCGAGCGCGACUCACUCACUCAUCGUGUAUACCUUGUACUCACCGUGUAUCAUCGGCGGGACUUCGCCCGAGCGAUGCGGCUUCCCCGAAGCGUAUAUCGAUCACGUUUCGCCGGUAACAGCGUUCUUGCCGACAGACCUCUGGGACAUUUUAUCUCGCGGCAGAUCCCUCCUCGAGCUGUACCAUCCGCCAGCCAUCGGGAGAGAACUUACCCCAAACGGUUCACGUCUCGAGAACACACGCGAUACGGGGAGUGGCUCGAAAGGUCGGUCCAUUCGCGAGCGAUAUUUCGCACGGGAUAUUUCCCUUUCCCGCCGUUAAUGGCCGAGAUUUCAGCCGACCAAUCUCCUCUCCGAAACUCGUUGCGCAACGCUACCGCGUUAGAAUUAUAUUAACCGACGUUCCUUCAACAUUAAAAUCGUCGCUCGUGCACUGACCGAUUGCGAUCGUCGGUCGUUGUCGCGGAAGAAGGAGCUGCUGAGGUAAGGUGCGAGGGAAAAUCUCUCAACGAACUUACAGCGGUUUUGUGUAUCGAAGCUACGCUGCUACAGUCACGAGACGAUUUUUAUAGAAAUUCACAUGUAUGUAUAUCAUUGUUGUAAAUAGGAACAUGUAAUUUAAUAUAUAUAGAUAAGUAAAAAAGGACUGAGAGAGAGAGAGAGUGUGUGUGUGUGUGUGUGCGCGUGUAUGCGUGGUAAAAAUACAUGUAAUAAGACUCAAUCGAAACUGUGCCGGAGAUCGUAGAGCUGAGGGUCGUCCUUCGUGCCAUACAAUCGAUUUUGCAAACGUGCGGGAAAAAGGGAGAGCGCGCACCCGUCGGGCCAGCAGAGGCUCUGCCUCGUGGACGAUCCCAAGGAUUAGCACGUAAUAAUAAUAAUCAGAGCUCGGAUUUUCCUUCCAACAAACGAGCGCGGACACCGCACCGGCGACGCGCGAUCCUACUUGUCGUACGUUCUCCUUCUCAGCCAAUCAUUGAUCGCUGAGCUUAUGCAGGAUCGUAGGAUUGUAGUAACGCUAAGACGACGACGACGACGUCCGUUAAAGUCAGAACGUCACGAAGAAGCCGAUAAAUGCACGCCAACUUUAUGUGAACUAAUUGAUCGAUGUCUGAUUUCAAGUUUGCUCGCGCCUUGAAGUGGUUGAAAAUGUACGUUUCGGAGAAAGAGAAACUUAAAAUCUUUUCUUUUAUGAUUUAUUUCACAUAUAUAUACAUAUGGUGUUUAUACAAGUAAAGAUUACAUAAACUGUCGAAAUUGACGUCCUUCAAUAUUAUACACAAUAUAGCGCGAUCUAAAAUGAAGCGAGUAACCGCACGAAGAACAUCAUGAUUGUUCCUACUUUUCUACAAUCGUCGUUAAUAUUCUAUUAAUUCAUUCAGCUCCGAUGUAUCAUUUCCUUCCGUAUAUUAAGCUUUAACUCUUGGUUUUCGUAUAUUAAGCUUUUAAUCUCGGUUUUCUUUCUUAUUUUCCAUUCUUUAUAAUUUUCCCCAAAAUUGUGUCAUUGUUUAUAAAUAUAUAAAUUUUCAACAUUCGUAGAUGGAUAACCGUUUCGAAUUGUAUUCACGUAUAUAGGGCACUUUUUCCAUCAGAAACACGCUUCUUAAGAUUGUACAGUAUGUCAUGUAACACAUCCUGUGGGUGUAUAUUAAUAUAUUACACGGUCUUUCUGGGGAUAUUCUGACUCUACUGACGAGCAGUCAGUGCUCGGCUACUUCGCGACAGAGAAGGAACCACACGGACUCAUCUAACGCGUGAAGAGGCCGUCACCACCGUCGCUCUGCACUCGCGGUGCAUUCUUUGUAUAUCACAAGAGCUAUCGAUGUAAUUUCGCUCAACUUCACCCGUAGUGUGCAACGAAUCCGAACACUAGCGGGUCCCGUUCUCGUUGUUUGUUUGUAUGUCGUUCGGUAAGUCG
Dinoponera quadriceps is the source of this 4938-nucleotide messenger RNA. RefSeq names its product protein eva-1 homolog C. Bases 646 to 2082 code for a protein of 478 amino acids. The record is from RefSeq and is a predicted model, not a curated record. Gene Ontology annotation, molecular function: carbohydrate binding. NCBI's taxonomy places the organism in Eukaryota, Metazoa, Arthropoda, Insecta, Hymenoptera, Formicidae. The transcript has 8 exons.